GUCAGAAGUCAGAACAGACAGAAAACAAAACGCCCUAUUGUUGAACUUGAAUAAGCCUCCUCGGUUUCUCCAGUCAAAACUGUACACUUCACUAAAUCACUCGAGCCGUCUGUGUCUAUCUCCUCUUGGAUUCCUACAAUUCUCGUCACAACGGAAGCCAAUUCAAACUAUUUCUCUUCUCACCAGUCACCACAAGCCAUCUCACAAUCAACACACAUUGAUCGUUUUAGUUUGAUGGAAGCUCUCUCGCAUACGAUCACGCCCAAACUCACCCCUACUCCUGUAAAGAACGACGUUCUUCGCCGGAAUGGAUUCACUCCCGCAAUCCUCCGAUCCAACGGUUGUUAUUCGACUAGAAUUUGUAGGAGAAGCCGCGUAUUCGCUAAGAUUCAUCACAGCAAGGGACUCAAUUUCAACGAUCCUGAUUGGAAGUUGAAAUUCCAGAGAGAUUUCGAGGACCGGUUUGAUCUUCCUCACAUAACGGAUAUUUUCAAAGAUGCUACACCAAUACCUUCUACGUUUUGUCUCCGGAUGAGGACUCCAGUUAAUGAAGAAUUUGCAGAUGGUUAUCCAUCUGAUGAGAAGUGGCACGGGUACAUAAAUAACAAGGAUAGGGUACUUCUAAAGGUUAUCAAUUACUCGUCGCCCAAUUCCGCUGGAGCUGAGUGCAUUGAUCCUGAUUGCACUUGGGUUGAACAAUGGGUUCAUCGUGCUGGGCCUCGGGAGGAAAUAUACUUCAGACCAGAAGAAGUAAAAGCAGCAAUAGUUACCUGUGGUGGACUAUGCCCUGGUCUCAAUGAUGUCAUAAGACAUAUUGUCAUCACUCUUGAAAUAUAUGGCGUAAAAAAUAUAGUGGGGAUUCCGUUUGGUUAUCGUGGAUUUUGUAGCAAGGAUUUGUCUGGAAUGCCGCUAUCUCGAAAAGUGGUUCAAAAUAUUCAUCUUUCUGGCGGAAGCUUGUUAGGAGUUUCACGUGGUGGACCUGGCGUCAGUGAAAUUGUUGACAGUAUGGAGGAAAGAGGAAUUAACAUGCUCUUUGUGUUGGGCGGAAAUGGUACUCAUGCUGGAGCCAACGCAAUACAUAAUGAGUGCCGUAAAAGGAGGAUGAAGGUCGCUGUUGUUGGCGUGCCAAAAACCAUAGACAAUGAUAUUUUGCUGAUGGAUAAAACUUUCGGCUUUGACACUGCUGUUGAAGAAGCACAACGAGCAAUAAAUUCUGCAUACAUUGAGGCACAUAGUGCUUAUCAUGGUAUUGGGGUUGUGAAAUUGAUGGGUCGUAGCAGUGGAUUUAUAGCCAUGCAUGCAGCCCUAGCAAGUGGACAAAUUGACAUAUGUUUGAUCCCAGAGGUACCUUUCAGUUUACAUGGACCCCAUGGUGUUUUGAGGCAUUUGAAAUACCUAAUUGACACAAAGGGAUCAGCAGUGAUCUGUGUAGCAGAGGGAGCUGGACAGAAUCUAAUUGAGAAAACUAAUGCUACAGAUGCAUCUGGAAACAUAGUACUUGGAGAUAUUGGUGUACACAUCCAGCAAGAGACAAAGAAAUAUUUUAAGAAGCUUGGUGUUCCUGCUGAUGUGAAGUAUAUUGAUCCCACAUACAUGAUCCGUGCUUGCCGUGCAAAUGCGUCAGAUGGAAUUCUUUGCACUGUUCUAGGACAAAAUGCUGUUCAUGGGGCAUUUGCCGGAUUUAGUGGCAUUACAGUCGGCAUAUGCAACACUCACUAUGCCUACUUUCCUAUUCCUGAAGUUAUUUCUUAUCCAAGAGCUGUGGACCCUAAUAGUCGCAUGUGGCACCGUUGCUUGACUUCAACGGGUCAGCCUGACUUUGUCUAGUUAUCAAGGUUUCUAAUUUAUGCCAAAUAGUUCAUUGAGUUUAAUUUAUCAGAAGGGUUUGUGAGGAACACAAAGUUAGGUCAUAGCUUCGGAAACUUCAUAAUUGGGCUGCUCAUCAUAGGCUUUUAAAAAAAUAAUACAAAGGAUGAUAUUAUCACCAAAUUAGAGAAUUUUGAAGUGUAUAGCAUUUCUGCACAGGUUUUCAGCGGUGCGUCAUAACAAAAUCUCAUAGGAAUCCCCCGAGCGUUUUGUGCUUGGUUUUGAAUGAUAUCUAGCUGUUCAUGACAUUGUCAAACAAGCCAAAUAUGAGAAUGGCCUCAUACAUGCUUCAUGAAUACAAUAACUACUGAAUCAAAUAAUGUUAUGUACUGAUCUGGUAACAGUACCAAUUGAGAAUAACUGUUGUAUUGAUUUGUGUAUUGUUAUUGUUUAUCUUAAAUCAGAUGGUAACCGACAAUACUGUACGGUAUCUAUGGUAUGCAAGUGGAAGUAGAUUAAAAAUUUCACUAACUUUUGAUUGUAAAUUUAUACUCAAGAAGAACAACAAUAAUGUUUUGUAGAAGCACUGCAGAGAUGCCAAUUGGAUGGCGUUGCAAAUACAU
Pistacia vera is the source of this 2429-nucleotide messenger RNA. Its product is annotated as ATP-dependent 6-phosphofructokinase 5, chloroplastic. The transcript has 14 exons. Gene Ontology annotation, molecular function: 6-phosphofructokinase activity; ATP binding. The record is from RefSeq and is a predicted model, not a curated record. The coding region runs from base 235 to 1827 and encodes 530 amino acids. NCBI's taxonomy places the organism in Eukaryota, Viridiplantae, Streptophyta, Magnoliopsida, Sapindales, Anacardiaceae. Gene Ontology annotation, biological process: glycolytic process; fructose 6-phosphate metabolic process. Gene Ontology annotation, cellular component: cytoplasm.